AUGCCUAGCAAAUCGUUGCUUCCUGCUCUGGAUAUUCCAGAAGCAGAUAUUGUCACAUUUCUGUUUGAGCGCAACAUCCCAUUUCCACCAAACAAGGAUGCCGAGACAAAGCAAUCUUACACAUUCGUCCAAGUCAAGAAGACGGCACAAGCUCUUGGGCGAGCGUUGAUAUUACAUUGGAACUGGCCGAAGGGAGAUGUAUUGGCUAUUUUCACACCAAAUUGUAUCGAUACUCCCGUUAUCACAUUUGGCACGCUCUGGGCUGCCGGUGUUGUGUCACCCGUCAACCCCGCUUACACAGUAGACGAGCUGACUGCUCAGCUGCGCAACUCCGCGGCUAAGGCAAUCGCUACACAGGCUGCUGCUAAGCGUGUUGGUAUCCCCGAUAAUAGCAUUUUACUGCUCGGUCGAAAUCAGACAGUGACCGAUGGUGACAGCAAGCAUUUUUGGGACCUUUUAAGAAAGGAUACUGGCAAUAUACGGUUGGUACCCAAGAACUCGAGGCCUAAGAUUGACCCAAAAGGAGAUUUGGCGUUUUUGGUUUACUCAUCAGGAACAACCGGUUUACCCAAGGGUGUUAUGCUCUCACACACUAACAUUGUGACAAAUAUACUACAAAUAGACAGCGUCGAUGGCAGAUACUUGACUUGGAAGAGAGAUUCUGUUUUGGCAUUCCUGCCCCUUUUCCAUAUUUAUGGACUGACUUGUCACAUUCAUCAACCUCUGUACGCGGGCUAUCAUACCAUCAUAAUGUUCUGCGCCUAUAUUCAAAACUACCAAAUUACGUUCUCAUAUGUCGUGCCACCAGUCCUCCUUCUACUCACCAAGCAUCCUAUUGUGGACAAAUAUCGUCUUUCCAGCCUGCGCAUGCUUCACUCCGGCGCAGUACCCUUGAGCCGUGAUCUUGCACUCGCAACAGCAAGGCGAAUCAACGUUCCGGUCAAACAAGGCUAUGGACUUAGUGAGACUAGCCCUGUUACACAUAUGCAGCUUUGGGAUGAUUGGAGUAAAUAUUUUGGUUCCAUUGGAAAAUUGAUGCCUAAUAUGGAAGCGAAGUACAGGACGAUAGGGAUAGAAAGCAGUAAAUCCGAUAGCGAACUGGAACAAUUACACGAAGUCCCAAUAGGCAAGAUAGGAGAACUGUACCUGCGCGGACCCAACAUUUUCCAAGGAUACUAUCAACAGGUCAAAGCGACUUCCAAAUGCCUUUCAGCUGAAGGAUGGUUAUCAGGACGAGCAUGGCAACUUUAUAUCACGGAUCGCAUUAAGAAGUUGAUCAAGUACAAAGGUUCGCAGGUGGCACCAGCCGAGCUUGAAGGCCUGUUAAGUUAUCACAAAGAUGUCAACGAUGUGGCGGUCAUUGGAGUUGAUAGCCCAGCGCGUGGAACUGAAGUCCCGCGUGCUUAUAUUGUCCGCACACGCAGCAAAGACGAGUCAUUUGUUUCUGACGAGGACUGUGCAGCCGAAAUUAUCUGUUGGCUGAAUUUUAGGGUUGCACAACAUAAAAGGCUACGUGGAGGCAUUCGUUUUGUGGAUGCAAUUCCUAAGAGUGUCAGUGGCAAAAUUUUGCGUCGCACGUUGAGAGCUCAGGCCCAGAAGGAAGCUGAUGCAGUCAAUCAGGCAAAUCUUUGA
This is a messenger RNA of Talaromyces proteolyticus, 1632 nucleotides long. RefSeq names its product putative phenylacetyl-CoA ligase. Bases 1 to 1632 code for a protein of 543 amino acids. The transcript has 7 exons. Gene Ontology annotation, biological process: secondary metabolic process. Gene Ontology annotation, molecular function: CoA-ligase activity. The record is from RefSeq and is a predicted model, not a curated record. NCBI's taxonomy places the organism in Eukaryota, Fungi, Ascomycota, Eurotiomycetes, Eurotiales, Trichocomaceae.